CUUCUUCAAUUAUUAGAUCAACAAUAAUCUUUUCUUUUAAUACAUCUCCGUGCACAUUUCGAUCAAAAUCAUUCCUAAAUGUUAGAGGAAUAUCACAAAUUUUAUAAAAAAUGUAUAAAAUAAUCAAUAUACUUCUGAUUAUAUAUAUUGUUACAGCAAAUGCACAUUUGCACUUUCCCCUUAAAUUGAAUACAAAUGCAGAAUUAUUAAGUAAUAAAACUCAAUCGAAGGUUAAUUAUACAUUACCAAAUUCUAUAAUACCUAAAAAGUAUACUUUAUCCUUAACCACUUAUCUGGAUGAAGGACUUGAAAAAAGAUUCACUUUUGAUGGCAUCGUGGAAAUUGAAAUUGAAAUACUCACAAAAGUUCGAAGUAUAAUAUUUCAUUCAAAGGACUUACGAUUCGAUCGUAAUAAUAUCCAUUUGAGAAUAGACAAAAUAGAGAUUCAAGAGUUCUUUGUUCAGUUUGACAAGAGUAAGGAUUUUGUGAAUAUAACAAGUUUGAAGGAUGAUUUUCAAACAGGCAUCUACUAUUUAAAAAUAAACUAUGUUGGUGUAUUAAGCGAUGAUAUGCACGGUUUUUACAGAAGUUCGUACAUGAAUGCAGGAGUAAAAAAGUGGCUUGCAACGACUCACUUUGAGCCUGUCGGUGCACGUCGUGCAUUUCCAUGCUUUGAUGAGCCCCAAUAUAAAGCAACAUUUGACGUUUCCAUUGUAAACAAUAAAAAAUACAUAGUACUAUCGAAUACAAAAGUAAAAAAUGUUGUAGUAUCAAACGAAAUGAAAACAACGAGUUUUUUUACGACACCGCCAAUGUCAACAUAUUUGCUGGCUUUUGUUGUUUCCGAUUUUACAAGUAUUAGUAAUAAGAAUUUGAAUUUUAGCAUAUACUCCAGACCAAAUGCCAUACAAUAUGGUAACAUGGCAUUAAACGUAAGUGAAAAAAUAUUAAAAGCAUUGGAAGAUUUUACUGGAAUUCCCUUCCACAUCAAUAAAAUGGAACAGGCGGCCAUUCCCGAUUUCGCUGCUGGUGCAAUGGAAAAUUGGGGUUUGGUUCUUUAUAGGGAAAAGUCUCUACUUUACGAUGAUAAAGUUUUAACCACAAGCGAUAAGCAAAAUAUCGUAGAAACUAUUGCUCAUGAAUUUGCUCAUCAAUGGUUCGGUGAUCUUGUUAGUCCAAAAUGGUGGAAAUAUCUAUGGCUUAAUGAAGGAUUUGCCAAUUUUUUUCAAACCUAUAUUACAGAAAAGAUUGAGCCAGAAUGGCACUCGAUUGAGCAAGCAGUCAUAAAAAGCAUACAAAAUAAUGCCUUUGAUUUCGAUAGCAAUUUAUCAACGCAUCCGCUUAAUCAAGAUGUGGAAAGCCCGAGUGAGAUCAACGCAAUAUUUGACAGAAUAUCGUAUGAAAAAGGUGGGGCUGUCAUUCGUAUGAUGCAACACUUUCUUACGGAAACUGUUUUUCAAAAGGGUCUCCAAAAUUAUUUAACUAAAAAAUCAUUAUCAGUGGCAAAUUCUGAUGAUCUUUUAGCAGCAAUUCAAGAGGUUAUAGAUAAAAAAAACUUUCCACUCGAUUUGAAAGCUAUUAUGGAUAAAUGGAUUAAUUACAAAGGCUAUCCAGCUGUAUAUGUGACCAGAUAUUAUAAAACGUCGACAGUUGAGCUUAAACAGGAACGAUUUGUCAAAUACAAUGCAAGUAGGGAAGAAAAAGGCAAUAAAUAUGAAUGGCACAUCCCAAUUAAUUAUGCAAUUCAAUCAAAACCAGAUUUUGUCACGACGAUACCGCAACACUGGCUCAAAAGUACUGCGAUGAAUAUAUCUGUUGAUGUUGAUUCAAAAGAUUGGCUUAUUUUAAAUAAACAACAAACAGGCUUCUAUCGCGUCAACUACGACGAUGACAAUUGGAAACUCAUUACCAACUAUCUUAAUUCUGAAAACCGUACUAAGAUUCACGUUUUAAAUCGUGCUCAGUUAAUGGAUGAUGCCCUCGCUUUUGUGAAGCAAGAAAAAUUAAGUCUCAAAAUUCUCCUGCAGUUAACCAGCUACUUGAAAAAUGAAACAAAUUAUAUUGCGUGGCAACCAGCAUUUAAGACAUACUUAUGGCUAAAAACCAAAUUAAGUAAUACCGGAUAUUAUACAAUUUUCAAGGACUAUGUAUUGAACUCUACAACAAAUUUGCUUACUUCUGUAGGUUUGGAGGAAAGCGAAAAUGAUAAACAUUUGACUAAAUUGAACAGAAUUGUAGCUCUUAAGUGGGUUUGCUCUCUAGGUCAUCAAGAAUGUACAACAAAAAUGCAAGAAAAAUUGGUCAUGUGGUUAGAUAAUUCUACGAAAAAUCGUCUUUCACCAGACUUAAAGAAAAUUACUCUCUGUUAUGGUCUGCAAUCAGCCGACAUCGAUAUAUGGCAAAAAGUUCUGGAUAAAUGUGUGGAAACAACCGAUCCUGAUAACCAGAAGGAACUUCUCGUGGCUUUGGGAUGUUCAAAUAAUAAUCAGAUUUUGCAAAAAUACUUUAACUUUAUUUUAAACGACACUUCGCCAUUUAAUAAUACAUUUUCCGUAAUAUCUACAGCAAUAAGUAGUGCUUUAGAAAAUAGCGAAGUAGGCAUUGAUACUGCUUUAGAUUAUGUAAUUAAAAGGUUUAUUACUCUCCUGAGAAAAAUCAAAAACGAAGAUCAAAUAUCCAGUUUAUUUAGUAACAUUGGCAGCAAAAUUACCACUACGAUUCAAAUAGAAAAGCUUAAAACAACAAUAAAUAUGGAUAUUCCAGAAAAUAUAACGAAUCAAGGAAUAAAAUUUGCUGAAAAUAACAUUAAAUGGUUAACGGAUAAUAAAGAAACUCUCAGAUUAUGGAUGAAAGAUAUAAAUUCUUAUAGUAAGUCAAGCGAUAUAAGAAUAACUUGGGGAUACUUAACUCUCGUCACAUUAAUAUUAUUAAUUACUCAUUUCAAUAUUAAUUAAGUUAUAAAUAUUAUGUUAAAUAGU
This is a messenger RNA of Ceratosolen solmsi marchali, 2978 nucleotides long. Its product is annotated as aminopeptidase N-like. The record is from RefSeq and is a predicted model, not a curated record. Gene Ontology annotation, cellular component: cytoplasm; membrane. Lineage: Eukaryota; Metazoa; Arthropoda; Insecta; Hymenoptera; Agaonidae. Gene Ontology annotation, biological process: proteolysis; peptide catabolic process. Gene Ontology annotation, molecular function: peptide binding; zinc ion binding; metalloaminopeptidase activity. The coding region runs from base 111 to 2954 and encodes 947 amino acids. The transcript is spliced from 12 exons.